This is a messenger RNA of Fibroporia radiculosa, 642 nucleotides long. RefSeq lists its product as uncharacterized. The record is from RefSeq and is a predicted model, not a curated record. The coding region runs from base 1 to 642 and encodes 213 amino acids. The transcript has 8 exons. NCBI's taxonomy places the organism in Eukaryota, Fungi, Basidiomycota, Agaricomycetes, Polyporales, Fibroporiaceae.
AUGUCCGAUAAAGUACACGUCCUCCACCAUCCGGUUAUCAAGGCCCGCCUCUCCAAGCUCAGACAGACCUCCACCUCGCCAAAGGAGUUCCGCGAGGGCAUACAUGACAUCAGUCUGAUGCUAGGAAUAGAGGCAAGUCGGGACUUAGAGGAGGAAGAGUUUACCGGACAAACACCAAUUGGCACGUUUACCGGCACUGUAAUCAAGCCUAAGAUCGGCCUCGCUCCAAUCCUGCGAGCGGGGAUGGGUAUGACUGACGCUUUGCUCAAUCUAUUCCCAUCAGCGCAGGUGUACCAUCUGGGGAUAUAUAGGGAGAAGGUCACUCUUCAGCCUGUGGAAUACUAUUCUAAACUCCCGUCUGCCAUGCCAGUAGAGACUGUCUUCCUUCUGGAUCCGCUGAUUGCGACGGGAGGAACUGCCGUGGCUGCACUGAAUAUGCUACUUGACUGGGGCUUGCCUAUUACUCGAAUUAAGCUGUUGUGUGUUCUCGCGUCCAAGACCGGUUUGGAUCGCGUUAAGGCGGACUUUCCUGAUCUCGAGGUCUGGGUCUCUGCAGUUGAUCCAGAGUUAACGAGCAGCGGCCUUAUCUCCCCUGGAUUGGGUGAUACUGGAGAUCGUUUGUACAAUACGCUGAGGAGCUAG